Molecule: messenger RNA, 2185 nt
Organism: Peromyscus eremicus (cactus mouse)
Lineage: Eukaryota; Metazoa; Chordata; Mammalia; Rodentia; Cricetidae
Gene: C5H10orf67
Product: chromosome 5 C10orf67 homolog
Exons: 17
Coding region: 79-1872 (597 amino acids)
Source: RefSeq, a predicted model, not a curated record
ACGCUGGCUUUGGAACUCCAGAUUCUCAGAGCUUGGAGCCAAUAGUCAGGUGGUGGCCGCAGGCACAGCCCAGCGGGCAUGGCCGAGGCUGAGCCUGAGGAAACGGAGGACCCAAGGUUGAAGACCCAAGGAUGCCGGAAGAUUCUCGAGACCCUCGAGGCGGCUAUUGAACAAUUCCAAUACAACCCCAGACUUACUAUUUCAGAAGAUUUAAAGGUUGGCUUUUUCACCUCAGAUCAUGCUACUCAGACAGAUUGCAGUGAAAUUUUGCCAUUGAAAGAUUUGACUCAAUCAACAGAAAAGUUAAUACAGAUGAUAACAUCACUUCAGGUGGAUUUUGGAUUCCUCAAAGAUUUGGUUCAGCUGAAGUUCGAGGACCGACUUAAAGAGGAGUCUUGGAAAAUCGUCAGUGUGCUUGAUGACAGGAUUUUAGAAAUGAAAAAAUAUUAUCGACAGGCUGAAGAUGUCCUGAGAAAAAGCUAUCAACAGCAGCUGAGUGAUGCCAUAGCUGUUGUCAAAGGAAUGUACAAGAAAUUCUUCGAAAUAGAAGCAGAAAAAGCUGCACUACAGGAUGCAACAAACAUCAAAAUAAAUGUUUUAGCAAGAAAACUGAAGGAGAAAGAAGAAAUUCUGAAGGGUUUGAGGGAUGAACUAGAACAAUAUGAAGAGAUUGGACUUAGCAAGAGUGAAACUUUUGCCGGGGAGACUGGCUCUCCGAAGACAUUCUCAGAAAAGGAAAUGAUGGAAUACAAGAUGGAGAAUGAGAGGCUGCAGCAAGUGAUCGCAGUCUUGGAAGAGGAAGCACAAAUGAACCUGAAAGAAAAUUCAAUGUUAGAGGAUGAAAUUAUGUAUCUGAAAGAGAUGGCAGACCAGGAUCAGCGAAAUAUUCAAAAGUUAAUGGACAGUAGAGACAGAUUGAGAUAUGAGCUGGAUUGCGAAAAACUUGCCAUGCAAGAUUUGAUCAAUAGGCAGAAAGAAGACAUGGAAAUAAGAAGGAAGUAUGCCAGCAUCAGCACCAAGAAAACAACCAAGGGAAGAGAUUCUGCUUUUUACUUACGGCCUUCAAGUCGUCAAUCCAAGAGCGUGACGUUAUCUGAAGAUGGACAUGUUAUAAGGCCACCUUCUGCUUCCCUCAGUGUAUCACCGAAGCUAAAAAGGAAGAUUUCAAAGAAAUAUGUUGGUGCCGCCGUUGUUCCUAGCUCUGCUGCUCCUGAAGCAGCUGCUGCUCCUGAGGCAGGUGCUGCUCCUGCUCCUGGUGCAGCUCCUGGUGCAGCUACUGUUCCUGUCGCUCUUCUCACCACGCCUGUUGGUUCUAUUGUCACCGAUUUCGUUGGAAAGGCAGAUAAGGAAAAGCAUGUUACAUUUCUAAUACCUCACCUGGUGCCUGAAGAAGUAUUGUUAAAAUUACAGGCGCUUAAGGAUGAAGACAAAAAAAAUUUACAGGAUGAGAUACAGAAAUUAAAAACUGCAUUAGAGAAUGAAAAGAAGAAGAUGGAGAGGUACUGGAAAGAUGCUGAUCGGAUCAACAAAAACUGGGAGAGGAAAUUUAUCAUCCUCAGGAACAGCUUCCAUAUUCUAAAGGAUGAAAUGUUUACUAGACACACACUUUUCCGGCAAUUUGCAAUGAUUGCUGACACCUCCUUCAAUUACAUUAGAGUCAAGCCUUUGUAUGUACACUCUGCAAUGAAUUUGUCAGAGACACCAUCUCCUACAAGUGUUUAUCACUCAUCCAUGAUGGAGCACAAGUAUAUGGACGUAUCCAAUGACGAGGUGUCCUUUGCACACUUGUCAAAAGCAAAGUCGUGGGCAUCUCCGCAAGAUUAUUUGGAGAAAGAUUUCAUACCCCAGGACAUGCCCAGGAGACCCACAUGAUUAAAGGCAUAGCAAUCUGGGCUCCGCAGAGCUGGCCUCAGAUGAAGAUGCUCCUCCUCAUCUUGGCUGGCGUAAGACUUGCCCACCCUUGACAAGUGGUACUGUCUCCAAGACGUUUUUAAACUGGCCGUUCAGCUUCUCCUCAUCACGUACAGGAAGCGAGCUCCAGACCUGUGCGUGCGCCUUUGCGCACUUUCUCAAGCCCUGCCGAAACCCUCCAGGGUGAAACUCUGGGGCUUCCUUUCUGGGAUUCAGAGACCUGCCCCAGUGCCUAAGGGUGAGAAAGAAUGGAUAUCAAUAAUAAUAAUAAUAA